AUGAUCCGUCCGGAAGGUGCUGCUGCUGCCGCUGGGGCCGGUGCUGCUACUAUGCCGGUGACAUUUUCAUUCGAAUCGUUCAACCCAGCUGCUGGAAAGUUCAAUCGGUGGUUGGACCGAUUGCAGAUUUCGUUCCGGAUCUACAAAGUAGCCGAUGUAAACAAACGGGACUACUUGCUGUAUUUCAUGGGCGGUGCGGCCUACGAAAUCCUGUGCAACAAGCUGAUGGACGAGCCGCCACUGGAGAAAAGCUGCGAUCAAAUAGUGACGAUUCUCAAGAACCACUUCACUCCUGCUCCGUUGGAAAUACUCGAAAACUUUAAGUUCCAAAGCUGUAAACAAUUGGAACAUGAAACGUUGAGCGACUAUCUGAUGGAUUUGGAGAAAUUAGCCCAGACUUGCAAUUUCGAAGCCCACCUAAACAAAGCUAUCCGGAACCAGUUCGUUUUCGGAAUCCGGAUCCGCGUUAUCCAAUCGCGAUUGCUGGAAGUGCGCGAUUUAACACUCGAGCGGGCGAAGGAGGUUGCGUUCGGUAUGGAGAUGUCGUUCCGUGGGACCGACGAAAUGCAUGGUUUCCGUCUUCGGCCGUCUGCUGAAGUGAAGUACAUCGAGCACGGCAAAACCAAGAAGAAGAAAAGCAACAAUCAACAAUCUUCAACCAACUCGACUGCAGCUGCGUCGUCGAAAAAGUUCGAUGGCCAAAAGAGAACAGGUUACAGAUGCGGCGAUGAUGGUCAUUUGGCCGACAAAUGCAUAUAUGUGACUACCAAGUGCAAGUUCUGCAACAAGAAGGGACAUCUCGAAAAGGUUUACCAGUCGAAAAGGAAGGAAAAGAUGAGAAAAGACGAUGAACAUCAUCCGUAG
Molecule: messenger RNA, 864 nt
Organism: Uranotaenia lowii
Lineage: Eukaryota; Metazoa; Arthropoda; Insecta; Diptera; Culicidae
Exons: 1
Coding region: 1-864 (287 amino acids)
Molecular function (GO): zinc ion binding; nucleic acid binding
Source: RefSeq, a predicted model, not a curated record